AUGGUCCCCUCUCAAGUUGCCGCAAAUUGCGCCAAGCGAAAAGCACAUGGCGUUGGGGACAGUCCCAGCAAGAAGGCGAAGAGUGAUAUUCCGGGCUACAACGACUCGCCACAAGAGGAAUACGACAUUGUUGACCGCCAAUUCUAUCCUCCGGAAAUGGAAAACGAGCGAUGCAAGCAGUACAACACGAGUGCAAUUGAACGUCCAAUCGAGACCUUCGAAGAGGCCCAGAGAGAAACCCAGUCCGAGCGGGACAAGACCCGAGUCAAAGACGCUGUAGUGCAUUGGUUCAAGUGCGAUUUACGGAUCACAGACAACAAGGCCUUGCAUUUGGCGUCGGCAAAGGCGAAGAGCAGGAGCGUGCCGUUGAUAUGCAUACAUAUUGUAUCACCGCAAGACUACAAGGCGCAUGUGACCAGCGCUGUGCGUGUGGACUUCGUCCUCAGGACACUAGAGGUUCUCAAGGAGGAUCUAGCGCAAUUAGAUAUACCGCUGUAUGUCGAGACAGUGGCAAAGCGCAAAGCGAUACCAAAUCGCAUCUUCGAAUUAUGUGAAAAAUGGGGCGCGAGCCAUCUCUACACGAAUAUCGAGUAUGAAGUCGACGAACUGCGACGGGAAGCAUUGAUGACCAGAACUGGGGUGAGUAACGGCGUUGCAGUACAUGCAGUCCCGGACACAUGCGUGGUUGCUCCUGGUGAGCUCUCGAGCGGUACCGGAAACCAGUAUUCGGUGUACUCUCCAUGGUUCCGCGCCUGGCUUGCAUAUCUGCACACGCAUCCUCAUCAGCUCGACCUUUUCGAUCCUCCGAACAAGAACCCCGAGGAUGCUCGAAGAAAUUUCAAGGAUUUGUUCGAGUGCGAGAUACCGGAGGCGCCAGAGAAUAAAAAUCUCACUGAUGAAGAGAAGAAACGUUUUCGAAGCAUGUGGCCGCCUGGCGAGCAUGAGGCACGAGAGCGGUUGGGUAAGUUUCUCUCGGAGAAAGUUCACCAUUACGCAGACGCGAGGAACAUUCCUGCAGGUAACAGUACAGCAAUAGUCAGUGUUCACCUCUCUUCUGGGACGCUCAGUGCAAGGACUGCGGUAGCCGCUGCGAGGGAUGCCAAUAGCACCAAGAAGCUUGACGGAGGUGAAAAGGGUAUUGUUGGGUGGAUUUCAGAGGUGGCUUGGAGAGAUUUUUAUAAGCAUGUCCUUGCCCACUGGCCAUACGUGUGCAUGAACAAGCCCUUCAAGCCCGAGUAUACCAACAUCCAAUGGGAGUACAACAACGAGCUCUUCCAGAAGUGGUGCACCGGAAUGACAGGCUAUCCUUUUAUCGACGCUGCCAUGCGCCAAUUGAACCAUACUGGCUACAUGCACAAUCGUGCCCGUAUGGCCGUUGCCUCGUUCCUUGCAAAGGACCUGCUCAUUGACUGGCGCAUGGGCGAGCGAUAUUUCAUGGAACAUCUCAUCGACGGUGACUUCGCUUCAAAUAACGGCGGAUGGGGCUUCAGUGCCUCAACCGGGGUAGAUCCGCAACCGUAUUUCAGGAUCUUCAAUCCCCUGUUGCAGAGUGAAAGAUUUGAUGCUGACGGGGAAUACAUCAGAAAAUGGGUCAAGGAGUUGGAAGGGAUAGAAGGGAAGGCGAUACAUGACCCUUAUGGCAGAAAGGCAACGAAGGCAGCAGAGAAAGCAGGGUAUCCUAAGAUGUGCGUCGAUCAUAAGGAGAGUAGGGAGAGGUGUCUGAAGAGGUAUAAGGAAGGAUUGGGGAGAGACACGGCUUGA
Letharia columbiana is the source of this 1761-nucleotide messenger RNA. RefSeq lists its product as uncharacterized. Lineage: Eukaryota; Fungi; Ascomycota; Lecanoromycetes; Lecanorales; Parmeliaceae. The record is from RefSeq and is a predicted model, not a curated record. Gene Ontology annotation, cellular component: cytoplasm; nucleus. The transcript has a single exon. Gene Ontology annotation, molecular function: FAD binding; DNA binding. Gene Ontology annotation, biological process: circadian regulation of gene expression; entrainment of circadian clock by photoperiod. The coding region runs from base 1 to 1761 and encodes 586 amino acids.